Messenger RNA from Amyelois transitella, 1400 nucleotides. RefSeq names its product paired box protein Pax-5 (gene sv). Gene Ontology annotation, biological process: regulation of transcription by RNA polymerase II; anatomical structure development. Gene Ontology annotation, molecular function: DNA-binding transcription factor activity, RNA polymerase II-specific; RNA polymerase II cis-regulatory region sequence-specific DNA binding. Bases 1 to 1344 code for a protein of 447 amino acids. The transcript has 11 exons. The record is from RefSeq and is a predicted model, not a curated record. Lineage: Eukaryota; Metazoa; Arthropoda; Insecta; Lepidoptera; Pyralidae.
AUGGAUCUUCACGCUCCACCUUUGGUCGUCCAUGGAUAUGAACCUCACGCCCCAUUGCUAGAAGUCGAAGGUUUGGACCCGCAUAGCCCCCAGCAGAAAGUUCUCAUUCACGCGCCAACGUUGCAGGGUCAAGAGCUGAUAAGCGAUCAUCGGAACGGAGAGUACGACUUUGCAGAUGAGCAGUACCACGCGCACAGCAGCAACCAGAGCAGCGACGGUCACGGCGGCGUAAACCAACUCGGCGGUGUGUUCGUCAACGGAAGACCGUUGCCUGACGUCGUCAGACAAAGGAUAGUGGAGCUGGCCCACAGCGGGGUCAGGCCUUGCGACAUCAGCAGGCAGCUCAGGGUGUCCCACGGCUGCGUCUCCAAGAUACUGUCUAGGUAUUACGAAACGGGCAGCUUCAAAGCCGGCGUCAUAGGGGGCUCCAAGCCGAAGGUGGCGACGCCGCCCGUGGUGGACGCCAUCGCGGCAUACAAGCGCGAGAACCCGACUAUGUUCGCGUGGGAAAUAAGGGACAGGCUGCUGAGCGAGGGCAUCUGCAGCCAGGACAAUGUGCCUUCUGUUUCUAGUAUAAAUAGGAUUGUACGCAACAAAGCAGCUGAGAAAGCGAAGCAUGCGCAUAACCAGCAACAGCAGCAGCAACAGGAACAGGAGAUCAGCUCGGCGCAGGGCAGCGUCGUCUCUGUCAUAACCCAUGCAGGCAACGCUCCGGGCACAACAGCUGUGUUAUCCCCCACUACAGAACAGCAUGUAACCAACACAGGCAGCUACAGCAUCAACGGCAUCCUGGGAAUCGAACAGGUGGACGGUCUGCAUAAUGGCACCACGGGUUUGAAGAGGAAACGGCAUGAGGACCAAGACGAAAAUCGGGAUUUCAAUAGUCAUUCAGAAGAUGACGUGAAGAGACAAAGGAGUCACUAUAAUGGAGACCAGAUAUACUCUAACCUUUGGUCAUCGUCGAAAUGGAGUCUCAAGGACGAAUACAAACUGCUCUCCGAGUUGGGCGGGGCGGCGGGCGGCGCGACCGGCUACUAUGAAAACUUGUUUGACGCUCCGUACGAACACGCCGCCCAUCCGCACUACACGCCUCAUUCUGCCACCAAUGAUUCAACUGGUUCUAACGGUGGUGCUGGUGGAGAACCACCUUCGGCCGCCGCCAGUCCUGACGCGGCAGCCCUGGUGGUACUUCAACCACCAGCGCCGCCGUAUCCGCCGUAUGCGCAUUAUGAUGGCACGACAACACUAGCCAGUGAAUACGCGUACGCAGCUCCCUACUCCCAGUACUCGCCGUACGGAGGGCCGUACACGCACUCCGCCGCUACGGGGCUGCUGACCAAGUGAUAUCAACGGACGCCGUGCGAGCAAUAGCUGUCGGCGAGACACAACGAACAAAAUUA